GUUCUCUUCUAUAGCGUGAAUGAUUGACUCACGGCGCGCGGCCUCGCCCUCCGUGACGUCACGGCGCAGGCACCGCGGGGCGUCCUGGAGGCCGUGCGCCCUGCGUCAGAGGCUGACUAGGAGGACCAACGCGAGUGGAAAGGGGGAAAGAACCAUGGCUGACUGUGAGGGUCUGAGGCAGGGAGAGGAAAGGGCUGAGAUGCAAGCAGGCGUGAUAGACAGCAGCACCCACGGUGGGCGGAGCAGGGUGCGGCUGGAUGUCCUGAAGUCCCUCCUGAUCAUUUUCGUGGUGGGCGGCCCCGGCUGCGGGAAAGGGACCCAAUGCAGAAACAUGGCCACCAAGUACGGCUUCUGCCAUGUGGGGCUGGGCCAGCUGCUGCGGGAGGAGGCUCAGAGGAGCACCAAGCGGGGCCGGAAGAUCCGGGACAUCAUGCAACAGGGACUUCUGGUGCCCACGGGUCUCAUUCUGGACAUGGUCAGUGACAGCCUGUUGUCUCGUCCAGAGAGCAGCGGUUUUCUCAUCGAUGGCUUCCCUAGAGAGCUGGAACAGGCCAAAGAGUUUGAGCGAAUUGUGGGCAGGGCCCCCAACGUAGUCAUGGUGUUUGACUGCUCCAUGGAGACCAUGGUGCGCAGAGUGUUGCAACGUGGACAGGUGGAGCACCGGGCAGACGAUUCAGAAUCGACCAUCCACAAGCGUCUAGAAACAUACUACACCCUGUGUGAGCCCGUCCUGGCCUUCUACCAGCAAAAGAACCUUCUGCGAAAUAUCUUGGCUGAAGAAGCCCCCGAGAGCAUUUUUGCCAAGUGCUGCUUGGUCAUUGAGAGUCUGCAGUGAGGCAGGAAGGGGCCAACGUCCAUCCCCCACAGUACACAGGACCCAGAGGUUAAAUUCUCGCUAUUUUCUAAGGCUGGCUCAACAUGAAGGAUCCCGGUUUUGGAAGGAAAAAGAUGUGAGAC
Messenger RNA from Microtus ochrogaster (prairie vole), 957 nucleotides. RefSeq names its product adenylate kinase isoenzyme 1. The transcript is spliced from 7 exons. Bases 20 to 835 code for a protein of 271 amino acids. The record is from RefSeq and is a predicted model, not a curated record. Gene Ontology annotation, biological process: nucleobase-containing compound metabolic process. Lineage: Eukaryota; Metazoa; Chordata; Mammalia; Rodentia; Cricetidae. Gene Ontology annotation, molecular function: nucleobase-containing compound kinase activity; ATP binding.